AUGGUCUUAUCUCGCUCGGGUGAUUUCUUCCACUCGCCAGCCCCUCAUCUUCACGUAGUGUCUCGUCGGACUUUGAUCGCCCGUUUGCAGCUUGAGCCCCAAUGUGAACUCAACACUUUCGAGUGGAACACUGAUGCGAGAUGCUCGUCUUUUCCCAACGACCUUUCUAUCCAGAGCGCAACCGGCGCACACUACGGGACCAAGACAGCCGAUAACACCGGGUCGAUAAGAACAUGGGUCCGGCCAACGGGUAGCUAUCUCCUGCGGGGAACAGCCGGUCCUCCACUUCCAGACUCCAAGCAGUCGCCGCCUUUACCCGGCGCACCAUGCCAGUUUGCACAACGAUGCAUAAUCCCUCCCAACAGACCAAAUGAGGAAGCUCCCAAAAGACCAACACUGGACCGCGUGUCUUUAUCGUCGUCUUCAUCCAAAUUCAUUCACGUUUGCGGAUCAGCGAGCGCAUCACCCAUUCAUCCAAUCUCACGAAGAAAGACCCCAACCACAACCAAAAUGGCCAAGCAAAAAUCAACGCCAGCCGCCUCGCCCGCCGCAGGAGCGCAAGUAGAUGAGGCAUCGCAAACCUCGCAGACCUCGCAGCAGGCGCAGGUCGCGGAAACAUCGCCGGCGGAGAGGAUACUAGCGCUUCUCAUGCCCCCUCCUUGGGCGCGCCGCCUUAUAUUUGUCGCCCUAAUCUUCUACAUCACCCCGUUCCUGCUCACGCACUGGAUCGAGACAGAUGCCGGGUUAGGUUGCUGGGGUUCAUGGAAGUGGGUUGAAGAGCUCUGCGCAGAGUUCACAAAGUACAUUAGAAACACCAAGACACCUAUAUUUGAGCGAGAUUUCAUGUACCUCGCAAUAGCUUCGAUUCAUGAGCGUAUUCGUUCUCCUCUUCUUCCAGACAAGCAUAACACAGCGAAUACGCUAGCUGGAAUAGGCAACUUGCAUCGCACGGCAUCCGCGGCCUCGGUACAGAUAACAUCAAUCGAAACCCGGCCGGUGGUCGGAGACACGCCGCCGUUCGGAACCGUCUCUUCAGACGGCCCUCACUACGCAACCUCCUCUCGCCGGAACUCACUCACUCACCUACCUCACUCCCAUCAGGAACAGGGCCCUUCAAUCACCGGCUUGAUCGACCUCAUACUCAUCAGCUACAGUGAAACUCACAUCAACUCUUUCAAAAUGGAUACAUCAGAAGACGACUUCGUUCUCGUCUCCCACGCAGACACCCACCCCACAUGCACCUCAACCUCACCUUGCUCAUUAGCCCCAGCCUCAUCCUCCCCAUCCUCCUCAUCACCACCACCACCGCCUUUCCUCGAUGAAAUCUCCUCCAUCGUAACAGACCUCGCCGACGCACUAUGGCCCGUCGACAAAACCAUCCACGAUAACCCGGAACUCGGCUACCGCGAGUUCAUUGCCCACGAUACCCUAGUGGCCUUCAUGCGCACCCAGCCGGGAUGGAAAGUCACCCCCUCAGCCUACGGCAUGAAAACCGCCUGGGUUGCCGUCUGGGAAAGCGGAAAGAAGGGACCAGUUGUGUCGUUUAAUGUCGAGAUGGACUGCCUCCCAGGAAUAGGCCACGCCUGCGGCCACAACCUAAUAGCAACAGCCUCCCUAACAGGAGCCCUCGCAACCUCAACCCUCCUCGCCCGCCACGCCCUCCCCGGCAAACUCAUCCUCUACGGCACCCCCGCAGAAGAAGGCGGCGGCGGCAAAAUCGCCCUCCUCAAAGCCGGCGCCUACAACCCCUCCACCUGUCCCGGCACCGGCUCCCCCUCCCGCGCACCAGACAUCAACCUCAUCUCCCACCCGGGCAUCGUCACCUCCACAGCCCUGAUGCGCACCUCGGCCUACACCUCCCUCCGCCUCGAAUAUUUCGGCCGCGAGGCCCACGCCGCAGCGAACCCGUGGCUCGGCAUCAACGCGCUCGACGCGCUGGUGGUGGCGUAUACCUCGAUUUCCGUGCUGAGACAGCAGACGAGGCCGGGGGACGUGAUCCAGUGCAAUAUCUCCGACGGCGGCGCGCGGCCAAACAUCAUCCACGCGUACGCGGCGGCGAACUUCGUGGUGAGGUCGGAUACGCAGCCGCGGCUCUCCGAGCUUUUGAAAAAGGUGCAGAGAUGCUUCGCUGCGGGGGCGGAGGCCACGGGGGCGACGUUCAAAGUCACAUUUACGGGGGCGUAUAAAGAUCAUGUGCCGAAUCGUGUGCUGGGGCGUUCGUAUACGCGAUACUUCAACGCGUUGCUGGGCUCUGGCGGCGACGGAGACGGUGACGACGACGCUCCGAUCCCGACGGACGAAGACGUGGAUGAGAUUCGCGGGCGGACGAUGGCGAGUACGGAUCAGGGGGAUAUCAGCUACGCCAUGCCCUCCCUCAGCGUCGGCUUCGCGAUUCCGCCUGGGAAGGGAGGUCAGGGCCCGCAUAGCCCAGAGUUUGCGGAGGCGGCGGGGACGAAGGUUGCGUUUGAGAGGAGUUUGCGCGUUGGAAAGGGGCUGGCUGGUGUUGCGGUUGAGGUUUUGACCAAGGAGGGUAUGGUGGACGAGGUGAAGGCUGCUUGGAGGAGGGAUAUGGGGGGCUGUAGAGGCCCCGGUUACAUGGUGAAGACUCCCAUCUAUUUCGGGGUCCAUGUUCGAACCCUCGAUCGCGAGAUUUGUAAGCAAGCUUCUGGAAACUUCCCCCCCGCAAAGCAUCAGCGCAUCUUCUUGUGUAUGGUAAAUGAUCAAGGUGAAGAAAUCAUGAUUGUACAAGGUCCUAUCAAGACACCCCAAUAUCAAAACAUAUCUCAUAGUCAUACCAACUGCUUCUCUUCCUCCAUCCCUCCCAUUCCUGGGUAG
This is a messenger RNA of Colletotrichum lupini, 2835 nucleotides long. Its product is annotated as amidohydrolase. The transcript has 15 exons. Bases 1 to 2835 code for a protein of 944 amino acids. Lineage: Eukaryota; Fungi; Ascomycota; Sordariomycetes; Glomerellales; Glomerellaceae. Gene Ontology annotation, molecular function: dipeptidase activity. The record is from RefSeq and is a predicted model, not a curated record.